Molecule: messenger RNA, 1249 nt
Organism: Physella acuta
Lineage: Eukaryota; Metazoa; Mollusca; Gastropoda; Physidae
Source: RefSeq, a predicted model, not a curated record
ACCUGCAGUUGCAACCUACUAUCAGCAGGUCCACCUUACAUCAAAAUAAACGUUGAAAAUUUUAUUUUUAAAAAAAAAGGACUAAACAAGAAUUUUCUACUAUUGAUUUAAAACAGUUUUACUUAUCAGAUGUGCGACUAAAAGGGCCGAUUAAACCCUCACAAUAACAGACAAUGGCUAGCCUACUGGGUGCUGCCUCUAUCCCUUUCAUAGCAUGCAUCAGUCUGCUGGCAGCUAUGGUCUUACAGAUCCUUUCAUUUGCUGCACCUUAUUGGGCAUACUCUGAUACAGAAGAUAUUGGCCUCUGGAGGAGAACCAAUUGUGUUCAAAGAAAUGGGGUGUCUGGCUGCUAUAGGACUGACCACCUGUGGUAUUAUUAUACAGAAUGGAUUGAUGCAGUGCGUGCAAUGGAAGCUUUGACCAUCAUUUUCUGGGCCAUCCCACUGAUUGUUUUGCCUGUUUAUAUCUAUGUGGCACUUGGUCUUUACUACAGAUGUACCAUUGGUACUAUGACAGUACUCACAAUUCUUGGAGCAAUUACAAAUUUAAUUGGUGUAAUCAUCUUUGGUGCUAAGAUUGGAGAAAAUUCUGCCUGGCGUGCCAGCUGGAGUCUCAUCUUGUGUGUCAUUGCUUGUGGCCUGGGUAUUGUCGCAUUUGUAUUCCUGCUGAUUGCUUGCUGCAAGAAGCCUCCAAAGUUCAUUGUAGCAAGUCAUUUUCACUCAGCAUUUUAUGUUGACCCAGACAGAAACAGAAUGUAUGUGGUAGAAGAUGUGGAGCAAGUAAAAAAUGGUACCAUAAUAGGAGGAAUGGGACAAAUCAAUCCAGUUUUAGAAGAUGAUUAAUUUUUUUGUGAUUGACAUUUUAUAAUUUGCUUUUUGUAUAAUAAAAUUUUUUGAUAAAUACACUGUUUAAAAAUAAAAACACCACAUUUUUAAAUGUAAGAAAAUUUACUGCAAUUUUUGUAAGAAUGACUGAAAUGUUGUAAUAUAUUAAUAUCUUAUUUAAUUUUGUCUUCCAAAACUGAUGUUCUGUUAUUUUUGCAUUACUUCUCAGUUUCAAUAUUUUAUAGUAGAUUUAUAACUAUAUAUAUGUUUAAUAUUACUGGAUGUGAUACAUCGUUUAUUAUUGGCUUGUAAGAAAAAGUAAAUUGUAAGAAAAUAUUUUUUAAUUUCAGGAUAAUUUCAUUUUUUCUUCAUUUUGGACCUUGCAAUUUUUAAAUAACACAAUAAAAACCUCAAAUAAAAUCAGA